Haliotis rubra (blacklip abalone) is the source of this 2384-nucleotide messenger RNA. RefSeq lists its product as uncharacterized. The record is from RefSeq and is a predicted model, not a curated record. The transcript has 12 exons. The coding region runs from base 261 to 1583 and encodes 440 amino acids. NCBI's taxonomy places the organism in Eukaryota, Metazoa, Mollusca, Gastropoda, Lepetellida, Haliotidae.
GUUGCGGGUAGGCUGAUACACAUAGCCUGAUGCUGAUAAGCGACCCUGGUGUUACAAGGGACUCCAAACUAUGGACGGUCACUGUGUGGAGUUAUUGCGACUUGUACACAACCUGGUUUACCUUGUUCCACGGGAGAGAUUUGUGAUGUACAGGACACGUUCAUGUGAUACGUGUGAUGCGUGAAGUGUGAGAAGAGUGGCCCCGGAGUACCGGAGCUGCGUGGAUAGAUGGACACGCAAGAGGAGUGUAUUUUCAUGUGAUGUUCGUAAACAGCUACUAUACAGCCAUGUAUCGGAUAUAUCUACUCCUGUUUCUGUUACUCGGUGGCCGCUCACAUCAGGCAGGUUCUUUAGUCCUGACAAGUUCCCCCAUGACAGUGACAGACGAAGAACUGUUCACCCUGAUCUGCAGCAGAAACACAACUAGGGGACAAGACAGACAGUGGAAGAGAGAUGAUACAGUAGUCUUCUACACAACACAAGGUUCCACCAGUCCCACUGUAGCCAACCCUGACAUCUUCAACAGGUAUCUGUCAGGUCGUGUCAAUGUGAGCUGUGAUGCCACACAACACAAUGUGACUCUCAGGAUCAACUCCGCCGUAGACAAUGGAUCCAGGUGGCAGUGUGUGGAUAAUGUCGCCAGUCAGACGAGCAAUACGAUGACGAUAUAUGUUACAGUGCCCCAAUCAACAGUAACCGCAACACCAACUCAUUCGGCUUCAGUCACAACACCGAGAGCCACAGAUAUAACCGGAUCCACAGAUGUUAAUGUGUCAGAGACGCCUACUUCCCCAUUGUCGAAGCAUCCUACUACAAUAUCAACCACCACCAAGAACAGCACCAAAGGAAACCCAACAACAACGUCUGGUUACACAGCUGGUGAGUCAGCAGGCCAUCCUACUACAAUAUCAACCACCACCACCAACAACACCAAAGGAAACCCAAUAACAACGUCUGGUUACACAGCUGGUGAGUCCAACACCAUUGCCAUCGCCGCUGGAGCAGCUGGAGGAGGUGUUGCUGUCAUCGCUGUUGUCAUCGUCGCAGCUAUUUGUAUCAGAAAAAGACGUCGCUCUCUUGAAGAAGAUGUCAGGGAUAAAAGUCGACGCGAUAGAAACCCUUCCAGGAGUUUUAGUGCUGAAAUGCUGAUUGAAAGUGGAGUAACUGAAGGGGACGAAAAAGUCAUGAUGGACAACAUAAUAUACACCAGUUCGUGUGACGUAGUGCCGGUUGAAUACAGUAUACAUGAUCACGAUCAAGCCGAUAAAGUCAUGCAGGACAAUAUUUUGUACACCAGUUCAUCGGAUAUAGAACCGGCUAAUUACAGUAUUGAGGAUCAGAAUCAUGUUGGUAAAGAUGUCUACACCCAGGUGAAGAAGGUGAAGACGAAUGCAGACACACAUGUAGUUACUGACGUGUACGCAAAACCGCACAAAGGACGGCAGGAAACACCAAAUGGAGAUGUGUAUGCCAAAGUGAAUAAAGUAAAGAGCAGAGAAGGAACAAGUGAGAAUAUUGAAGACAUGUACGCCAAACCACAGAAAGGCAAACGGAAUCUGAAGAGCAAUCCAGAUGCUGAAUGAUGUUCCAUGAAAUAAGUCUUCUGAGACAUGCUAAAUGAAUAUCGGUGUUCGUGCUCCACGCUAUUGUCAUGAUGCCCUCAACAACCCAGUGAACACUUUCACGCUGUCACAAUGUUCUGCUUUCGUUGUUACAACGUUAUUCUGUAUACUCCAAUUUACGUUGCCACAACGCUGUGGUCUGACGUUGUGAUAAAGUGUAUUGAGUUAUUGGAUGCUAGUGUAUUUGACGUUGUCCAUUAAAACAUUCUGCAUAACGUAAAUGGUUGAAUAGCUUUCCCAGUAGCGAACAGUACAUAAGAAACAAAGCAGAAAUUCACUUCAAUGUUUAUUCGUCAAUUUGGAAGUUGUUUUCUGAAGCUGUAGCUGAAUAGCGAAGAAGGAAUCUCAAAUUGAAACGUUUUACAGAAAACUCCAUGGCACCACAUUAUAAGAAACGUUAUUAUAACGUUGUGAGGAACCCAAAGUAUAAUGUUUCCUCAACGUAAAUUUGCAACGUUGUUAUUACGCUGUGACAUAACUUUAUAAAACGACGUAAUACUAACGUAGUGACAACGUUGUGUCAUGACCUUACCAAUCUACAACCUUCCCACAACGUUGUGAAAAUGCUGUGUGUUACCUGGGAAUUCUUUAUUCAUAUUAUUCAAAUUAAAAAAAUACAUGCAAAAUAAUUUAUGUUUAUUAAUGCUUCAACAACGUCGUAUUUAAUAGGGGCAAUAUUUUCCGAGACCAAGACCAAGUUAUAUACUUGAUUCCUUUGCAAUUGCGCUAUACGUAUCUGUACAUUGUACCGCUUUUGCCUCA